CGCACACACACACACACACAGGGAGAGAGAGAGAGAGAGAGAGAGAGCUCGCGGGUCGCGGCGAGUCGCGAACACAGACGAUACGAGCCGGCUGGUGGCUAGAUUUCCUCCUCGACCUCGUCCGUUGCGAUGGCCGGCGGCGGCGGGGCCAAGAACGGCGUGAGCCUGUACGCGGUGCUGGGCGUGGCCAGCGACUGCUCCGACGCCGAGCUGCGCAGCGCCUACCGCAAGCUCGCCAUGAAAUGGCACCCCGACAAGUGCGCCUGCGCGGGGAGCUCCGCCGGCGGCGCGGACGCGGCCAAGGCGAGGUUCCAGAAGAUCCAGGGAGCCUACGCCGUUCUGUCGGACCCCAACAAGCGGAUCCUGUACGACGUCGGAGCCUACGACAGCGACGGCGACGAUGACGGCGCCGGGGAGAUCCUCGGAGAUAUUCUGGACGCCAUGAGCCAGAACGGAGCGGAGAACGGCAAGGGGGAGAGCCUGGAGGACAUGCAGCGGCAGUUCGAGGAGCUGUUCCUGCGGCCGUCGCCGUCGUCCUCCUUCCCGCCGGACGACGCUGGGAAGUCGGCGUCCAAGAGAAGGGCUGCACGGAAGUAGGGUGAGGAGCAUGAUGCAGAGUACGUACGUCCACUCGAGAUGGUUUAAUUAUUGCACACGUUCCGUGAGUGGUGUUGGAAGGAGCCGCGCGCCGCAAAAGGAUAAUCUACUACUACUAUGACGUACUGAUCGAGACAUGCGGCCUGUUCGCUUCAGCUUAUUCAGCUGGCUUAUCAGCCACCAAACAGUGUUUUUCUCUCACAACAAAUCAGCCGUUUCAGCUUUUCAGCCGGCUUAUAAGCUGAAGCGAACAGGCCAACGAACAGCGACCUGUGUGAUGGGAUGAGGAGGCUGGCAAGUCCUGUGACCCAGGAUAACACCGGCGGCCCUCCUGCCCUGCGCAUUGUGGAUUUCUGAUGCAUGCAUGCAUGCAUGCUCCGAUUUUGCUGCUACAGAUUGGUGGCCUGAUUGGUUGGUAUCAUUAGAAUUGAGAUUGUACUGUAUGCACGCACGAUACCUUCUCGAAUUAACGAGACGCCGUUGUUGGCAAUCUUCCGAGUGCUUUCUACCUGUAAUAUAACCACUGUCCACUGCAAAGCUCGUCGCAGAGGUUUUUUCUCACCUUGUCACCGGAAAAAAAAGAGAAAGAAAUGUGCUAAA
Molecule: messenger RNA, 1197 nt
Organism: Setaria italica (foxtail millet)
Lineage: Eukaryota; Viridiplantae; Streptophyta; Magnoliopsida; Poales; Poaceae
Product: chaperone protein DnaJ
Exons: 5
Coding region: 130-597 (155 amino acids)
Source: RefSeq, a predicted model, not a curated record